Molecule: messenger RNA, 1393 nt
Organism: Sinocyclocheilus grahami
Lineage: Eukaryota; Metazoa; Chordata; Actinopteri; Cypriniformes; Cyprinidae
Product: microtubule-associated protein RP/EB family member 3-like
Exons: 5
Coding region: 1-474 (157 amino acids)
Molecular function (GO): microtubule binding
Source: RefSeq, a predicted model, not a curated record
AUGAGUCAGGAUAUCGUCCUCUUUUGGACCAUUCAAGCUAGGCAGGGCCAAGAUGUGGCGUCUCCACCAAAUCCAGGUGAACACUUUUCCCACAAACCCAAGAGAACUGGUCCCUCAGGGCCUCAGAGAACAUCGCCAACAGUACCUAAAAACAUGCCCAUACCACAGAGGGUGACCACCACCAUAAGGAAGAACCCCACACAUGCCCGAAAUGGGGGAAGUGAUGCUGAAAUCAUGGAGCUUAAUCAACAGUUGAUGGAGCUGAAGUUAACUGUAGAUGGUCUGGAAAAGGAGAGAGAUUUCUACUUCAGCAAACUUCGAGACAUUGAGCUGAUCUGUCAAGAACAUGAGACUGAAAACCACCCCAUUAUCAGUAGGAUAAUUGACAUUCUGUAUGCCACAGAGGCUGGCUUUGCACCACCAGAAGAUGAUGAAAUAGAUGAGCAGGCCCACUUGGACCAGGACGAAGACUGAGCAUCCUCCUCUUCCACAUCAUCGUGACCCUUCACCAUUUCCUCUCCCCACCACUUUGAAUGACUCCCCUCUAUCGCACGCUGUUAAUAUCCUCUCAGUUUCCUACAAAUAUGUGGGCUCACCAUAUAUACUCUUAACUCUUUGUCCUCCAACACUGGUUUAUACACUACAUACGUAUCAACAAACACUCGCCGUCCUCACCCCCAUCCAGACAGUAGCACAAACCACGACACAUCCUAGCCAUCAUAGCAUGUUUUACAUAUCGACACAGAGAAUGAACAAAAGAAAAGGUGUCAUAGAAUGUGGGUAACACAACGGACUGAAAAAUGUAAAUAUUGAGAUGAGAAAGACGUUUUUAAAAGAAAAAAAAGAACAAUAUUGCCUGGAAUGCAGUUAUUUGUUGUGAGAUUUUCAUACACAUUUUCCUUAAGGUCUGUCUCGGCUCCAUUCAGUAUGAAACGAUCAGUAUCACGCCAUCCAUCUGUCUCCAGCUUCAGUCUGCCUCUCUCACUGACUGUACACUUCUAAAGGGACAGUUCACACAGAAAUUACUAUUCUGUUUUCAAUUUCUCACCCUGUCGUUCCAAAUCUGAAUGCCUUUCUUUCAUGGAACAAACGAGGAAAGCUUUUCAUUUCCAUAGAAUUGCAGCAAAUAGAGACUAAAGCUUUCAAUCUUGAAAAAGGACACAAAUGAACCAUAGAAGUGGUCCAUAUGAUUCACACACUAAAUUCCAAGUUAGGGCUGGGCGGUAUAUCGAGUUUGUGCGAUAUAUCGAUACUUUCUUUAUAAGCGAUUCGAUAUGAGGUAAUUUAUAUCGAUAUACAGUAGUUUGAUAUGAGCGCAUCUGAAGCGGAGGACAGACUGAGCUGCUGCGGAGAAAGUGCAUAAUCCAAUUUGUUCUAAACAUGUGACAAGCUU